Durusdinium trenchii is the source of this 1981-nucleotide messenger RNA. The record is from the annotation of a GenBank genome assembly. NCBI's taxonomy places the organism in Eukaryota, Dinophyceae, Suessiales, Symbiodiniaceae.
UUCAGAUCACUGCACCUGGGGCGAUUAGCAGACAUGGAUGGAAGCGAUGAGGAGGAGCACUGGAACUUGCCUACAUCUCCACCGGCGCCCUUCCUAGGCCCAGAGGCGAGCUCUUCUGAGCACACAGUGGGUGCCAGCAUGGCAUUUCCUGCAACAGGUGCAAAAGGGGCCCUGGGAUUGAGCUUCAGUGGCGGAUCUGGGGGCAUGACUUCACUGUCAUGGCGAGAUGGACGCUUUUCCGAUUGGACUGUCCAGGUUGGAGAGAAAUUCUACCAUUUGCACGCAUUCCUGUUGGCCCGAGCGUCUCUCUUUUUUGAGAGCCACAUGAGCAUCGCAGCUCGUACGGAGCAGGGCAACUUCAAAGGGAGUGAUUUGACAGAGGUUCUACCUACCUCGUGUCACUCGGCCUUCGAGGAUGCAUUGGACUUCAUGUACUCCGAAAACCAGGCAAACUUUGAGGCACCUGCCUCCAAGGCACUUCUCCUGCUGAAGAUCGCAGAUAUUCUGCAAAUCAGCAGUCUCUUUGAAGCCAUGGGCCGUCGAAUCGAGGCUGCCUUUGAAGACACCGCGCCCUUGCUGCUGGAGCAGUACUGCCGAUUCCACAUCCCCGGCACUGAUGAUGGGGCUGCCCUCCGCCAGAUCCGCGAUGGGGCGGUGGACCUGAUCGCGCGAAAGUUCCAACCUUUCCUCACCAACACCGAGAUGAAGACGGCCUUGUUGCGGCUUCCUGCACGUGUCUUGGUGGAGAUCCUUGACGCGGAUGAGCUGUUAGUAGCCAGCGAGGAUGUCGUCUUCGACUUCGUCUUAUCUCGCUUGCAGCUGGAAGAGCCUCCGGAGUCAGACGGUCAGAACAGCGAUGGGAGCUCGGCCGACAGCGAUGCUGGGGAGAAGGCUUCUCCUUCGGGACGUCCGGAUUGCGCGGAGUCUGAUGAUGAAGAGGCCUUGUGGGACAAAGUUCGAUGGGCCUUCCUGAGCUCCCAGAAGUUUGCACAGGCGCUAGCUUUGGGCAAAAGCCUUCUGAAACCUGAGGUGACCCUUCGAGCACUGACGGCAAGAAGCAUCAGAUUCGACCUGGGAGGUGCUGAAGCUUUCGGCUCUAUGGGAUACGUGGCCAGUCUCGUACCGAGGCGUCCUAUCUUGCCACCGGGAGUGCCGCCUCCCACAUCGACAGAGAUAGAUUUCUGCUUCCACUAUGCACACUCGGAGCAGUAUGCAUGUGGCGAGGCCUUGCGUUCGCAGCCAAAAAGGAUUGGUGAUGUUGUUCUUCGAGUUUUAGUGUUUCCAGCUGGGACAGACACAGGAGUUGCCAGGGGUUCGCUCUCUGUCUUCUUGGAGGCUGUGCCUCAACCAAACUGGCCACGAGACUGGGAGUUUGCAAACAUCCGGUACGGCAUAGCAUGCAUCAGAUGGCCAUCAGGCUCUGGUGAGACCUGGGCAGCCAAGAAAAAGAGUGACCUUUGGACCUUCAAGGCCAACCGGCUGGAUCGCGGGUGGCACGACUUUCUAGCUCCAGGUGAGAUUCAUAGAUACUUGGGUCCUGAUGGAUUUGUUUGUAUUCGCGGUUCUUUGGAGCAAGAAUGCUUGGGUCGAGCUUUCCUGCUGAAUCAGGGCUCGCACACCGGCUAUUCUGGAGACCCUGAGGGUGCUUUUCUUGAUGGCGAUGUGUCCCUUUGUGGGAGGGUUGUUGUAGGCGGCGUGGGAGAUGCUGCGGGGUCUUCUGCAAGCCGACGGUCUUGGGUGCACACGUCUGCUUUGAUUUGUGUGGGGCUGGCGCAAGAGGCCACGUUCACAUCCAGAGCAGCAGUGAGUUGCAGCUUGUCUCACCGGCGCGUGAAGCACAAUGACAUGUCAAGAUGGUGGGAAUGUUUUUGCUGGAGUCUUGACCCAGAGCUGACAAGCUUAUUGAGCGUGCUGUACAAAUACACACAUACACAUACAUAUUAUAUACAUACAUGCAUGUAUGAAGACAGAUAGACAGCCA